Messenger RNA from Cucumis sativus (cucumber), 713 nucleotides. RefSeq lists its product as uncharacterized. The record is from RefSeq and is a predicted model, not a curated record. Lineage: Eukaryota; Viridiplantae; Streptophyta; Magnoliopsida; Cucurbitales; Cucurbitaceae. Bases 262 to 408 code for a protein of 48 amino acids. The transcript has a single exon.
AUGGUGCCUCUUUGGUUUCACCUAUCUUGGAUCGAAUACCCGUUUGGUUUUAAUGGGCUCUGAUACCAUGUUAAAUUUGGUAGUAUGGGGUUCCAUCUCAAAACCAAUUGGCUAUGAGAGGAGUAGCCCAUCUACCUCAAAUUCUCUUCUGCUUCUUUUCUCCAAUGGCUUCCUCUAAUCCUAAUCUCUCAAUUCCUUCAAUGGAUUUCCUCUUAAACUUCCCAACCACCUUCUUUCCUCCAACGACACACAGUUUAGGCCAUGGCAUUGCCAUUGCAUUUGGCGUUCUGGAUCGCUGAUAUGGUUUGGGGUGCCUUUAGCGGCUGUAUUUCUUCUUGUUUGGCCUUUGCGGACGAAGUCGCCAGCUCCAUCAGAACUGGCGAUAUUGGCACUUUUCACAUUGGCUGACCGGGUUUUCUUCGAUUUUCAUCAAUUCUUAACUCUCUGAGAUGGUGGCUUGGCUUGGGGGCUUAGAUAACUUGAGGUUGAAGACUUGCCUGUAACUAUGAAGACUAUUCACCUUAAUCUAGCUAGUGAAUGGAUGUCAAGCGCCCCUACUAACGAAAUUAGAUUAUGAGGCUGUCGCAAUGUGACCAACAAUUUAAAGUUGUUGAUGUGUGAGAGAAACUUUGAAAGUACUUUGAAUUCAAGGAAAUAUAGAUUGAAGACUUGUUCAAAAAAAAAAAAGCCAAUUGGUUUUGAGAUGCAACCCC